Protopolystoma xenopodis is the source of this 486-nucleotide messenger RNA. The record is from the annotation of a GenBank genome assembly. Lineage: Eukaryota; Metazoa; Platyhelminthes; Monogenea; Polystomatidea; Polystomatidae.
UACGUGAAACGGCCUCCCCUAUUUUGUCAACCAAAAGGCGCGCUUUCCGCCGAUAUGUACGGACUGGGUUGGAUCUCUUCACUUUAUAGUUAUUGUCCCAAUAUUUCGGGUUCUCAAAAGAUAAUCGUGAUAGAAAAGAGUCUACCAUUGCCAAACAUGUAUAUUUAUAGGAUAGCGGGAGUUAGUGGAGCCCUUGCUGUUUCCUUAUGUGCCUAUGGGUCGCAUGGUCUGGGUUCGAAUUACGAUGCAAAAGAUAAAAAAAUAUUUAAAACUGGGACUCGGUUCCAUAUGUUGCACACCCUUGCUAUUCUUGGAUGUCCAUGUAGUCGCAGACCUUUGCUGUCUACUGGAUUUUUCAUCGUUGGUAUUUUGCUCUUCAGUGGAGCUUGCUAUGUCAAGGCACUAAGCAAAAAUGACUUGGUCGGAAAGAUAAUUCCUGUCGGAGGGACAAUCCUCAUUUUUGCCUGGCUUUCUCUUUUAAUAUAG